Emys orbicularis (European pond turtle) is the source of this 690-nucleotide messenger RNA. RefSeq lists its product as uncharacterized. NCBI's taxonomy places the organism in Eukaryota, Metazoa, Chordata, Testudines, Emydidae. Gene Ontology annotation, molecular function: serine hydrolase activity. The record is from RefSeq and is a predicted model, not a curated record. Bases 1 to 690 code for a protein of 229 amino acids. The transcript has a single exon.
AUGGUUCCAGCUGAGCCUGCCCCUGUGUGUCUUGCAGGGCUCCCACGCCUGGACGCCGGCGGCAGCGCGGCCACAGCAGCCUGGAUGCAGAUGGAGCAGGCUGGAGGCACCAGGGCUGCCCCCCUAGUGCAGCCUGGGGGCCCAGAGCCCACCCCAUUGCGGGCGCUGCAGCCUGCCGAGCUCUCUCUCGCCCCUGGCGGGCCAGCAGCGGUGACAGCCUUUUCCAGGACCAUACGCCUGUACAGCAGCCCCGUGCCUGGGGGCAGCGCCCCCUCCAGGCCCCUGGUGGUGCUGAUGCCCUGGUUUGGCGCCCGGCCCCGCUCCAUUGCGAGGUACCUGGAGCUCUAUUUGCCGCGCGGCCUGGACGUACUGGUGGUGGAGAGUGACCUGAGCCACUUCCUAUGGCCCCGGCACGGGCUGGCCUACGCGGCCUGUGUGCUGGGCCUGCUCCGGGACAGCCAGCCCUUCUGCUCCCACCCACUGCUUGUCCAUGCCUUCUCCAUCGGCGGCUACACCUUCGCCCAGAUGAUGGUGCACAUGAGCCGGGAGCCGCAGCGGCACCGGCAGCUGGCAGAGAGGAUCCGGGGCCUGGUCUACGACAGCCUGGUGAUGGGCAGCCUGGGGGACAUGGCGCUGGGUGAGUGGGGUCUGGGCAGGUCCUGCGGGGCAAACCCCCUCUCCAGGCACUAG